GCUAUAACAGAUAUUAAAUUACACAUUGAGAUAAAUGUGAUAAAGAUAAAACAGUUUGCAUUAUGAAAAGCAGAGAUAGAAUAAAAAUCUCACAAGAUAUUUUGUUUCGAUACGUUUCCUAAAUUGGACAGGUCCUCUAAGAAAACACAGUGACUUGACAACCAACAUUAUCACUCACACACCAGUGAUAUUAUCAUAUACGAUAUCAACGACAACCACCAGUCGACGCCAGCUAUAAAGAGCGAACUAUUUUCUCGCGGAAAACAAAGAGGAAGGGGGAGAAAGUGAGGGACCGAUUGUGAGAAAGAGGACAAAGGGAAAGCCGUAAAAGGCGCCGGCGCGGCGCGCAGACGCCCGGCGUCCCGACGUCGCUACCCCUCGGGCCGGCUUCAAAAACCCCACCCUGUCACCACCCCGGCGAGAUCGCAGCAUGAGAGGGCCAACCCCGCUUCCCUGCCGCGGCGACGUCCGCCCCUGGCCCUGGGUGGCCGUCCCAGGAUCGUAAUGUUAUGCCGACGGGGAGCAGCUUCUAUCCCGCACGAGUCUACUGCAUCCUUCGCGCUUCCUUCUCGCACUCCGGCGACGCUUUUGCGAGUUUUCGCGCACCGCGGGUUUCCGGCGCGCCAGUUUUCCGCUCGCAGGUUUUCCGCGCGCGAGUUCCGCGCGCGCUCUCCUGAAAAUGUCCCUCCGUUCCUCUCAUCGAACUUCCGUUUCCUCGUGUAAACGUGUCUAGUCUAUUGCGUUUCAAAAUCCCGCGAAGAUCUCUUUUGAUAGUUUCUCGCAAAUUUCCAUGUUUGAGAAUUUGGGAAACAAUCCCGUCGCGCUUGUUUGUCGGUUGCAUGCAAGUGUCUCGGCGGCGAAUUCGCGUGAUCGUUAGACGAGUGUAAGAGAAGUGCUCUAAAUCGAUGAAACAAGUCCAAGGCAGUGAAUAGUAUUGUGACGUGUUUAAUGUUUUGCAUCUUGGAAUCCGACGAAAGGAGGGAUUGACGUGAAAUGAUCGAGAAAUCUGAUGAGGAUGCUGUAGUUUGAGAAAAGGAUAAACAGGACCGAUGUCACGCAGAGAAAAUUAUCUUCUCCGUCCACGCGCGGCUUUUCGCUUGUCCAGAGCAUGAUUGAUGACCGCAACGACUGCCUGGUCGGUUCGAGGCAGCCGAGAUCGUCGGAGCGCCGGAAUAUCCGGGGUUGGAGCCGCGCCGCGACCGAACCGAACCCUGGAAAAGUUAGCAGGCCCAAGAUGAUCGAGACUUAGAUGAAAAUAACCGAGCGGGAGUAAUUUUGGCCGCGAAUGCUUCGUCGCCGGCGAGCGGAGAGAAGCGAGGGACGGCCGCUAGUAGAAUUCACCGUCGCAACCGUUCCAACUGUUUAACCGAUUACAGAAUGCAACGACAUGCGUCGUAGCGGCGCGCGUGAAGCGAGAUGCUGAAGGAAGUCGGCUGCGGCAGCACCACACCCCCGCCGGGAGACGGGGGCGGCGGGGCGAACGGUCGGCAGAUCGGCGCGAACGAAGGUGGCGGCGGGGGUGGCGGGGGCGGUGGCGGUAUCGCCGAGGGUGCCCUCGGCUGCGGCGGCUGCGGAAGGGAGAUCGCCGAUCGCUGGUACCUGAGGGCGGCUGAUCGCGCAUGGCACUGCGGCUGUCUGCGUUGCUGUCACUGCCGGGUCCCCCUGGCCGCCGAGCUCACCUGCUUCGCCAGGGACGGUAACAUUUACUGCAAAGAAGAUUACUACAGAUUAUUCGCGGUGUCCCGGUGCUCGCGAUGUCGCGCCGGCAUUUCCGCCUCGGAACUGGUGAUGCGAGCGCGCGACCUGGUGUAUCAUGUGGCGUGUUUCACUUGCGCCUCGUGCGGCAUCCCGCUGAACAAAGGCGAUCAUUUCGGCCAGAGGGACGGAUUGGUGUAUUGUAGACCACACUACGAGUUGCUGUGCUGCGCCGGCGAUUACGGGGGUGCCGCCGGCAGCAUCGAGGACCUCGGCUCGCCGGGGGUGUCGCCGCUACCGGCUUACUACGAGCAGAGCCCGAUCGCCGCUUCCGGCACGGUGCAGAAGGGUCGGCCGCGGAAGCGGAAGCUGUCGGAAGUCACCGGCUCCGAGCUUCCCGUCACGAUGAGACUGGCCGCUGGAGCGCUCGGAUACUUUCUAGCGGACAUCGCCGUUGCAGAGCUGCUGCAUCCCACGGAGCUGUCCUCGUCGAUGGAGUCGCUGGCCGCGUACGACGCGUCCGUGGGCUCCCCGGGACCGGUGCACCAGAACCAGCGGACGAAGCGUAUGCGCACCAGUUUCAAGCACCAUCAGUUGCGAACCAUGAAGAAUUAUUUCUCGAUAAAUCAGAAUCCGGACGCCAAGGACCUCAAGCAACUCGCGCAGAAGACCGGUCUAUCGAAAAGGGUGCUGCAGGUGUGGUUCCAAAACGCGCGCGCGAAAUGGCGACGGAACCUGAUGCGGCAGGACGGUAGCAACGCCGGUAGCAACGUCGGCUGUUCCGGUACGGCGGUAUCUUCCAGCACCGGCAAUUCUCCAAACGUCGGGCCGGCCGCCAGUAUACUCGGCGACAGCAACAGCAUGCCCUCGACCUCGAUGGAGGAGUUACACGCCCUUCAUCAUUUGCAUUCAGGCGUCUCCUCUCAGGUCUCCUUUUCCGACCUCUACUGACGACGGCUUGAAAUGGAGGAGGACGCUUACAGUAGUCUCUCCAGCCAUCUUGGAUGAGGGAUUAUCGCGCUUCCCCGUGAAUCGACUGACAAUGAGAGAAUCGAGGAGGAACUCGGCAAGUCGAUGACGCGCGUCCACCCGUGGUCUUAACAAGAAAUCCCGCUGACGAACGCUGACGUCGUCGACACGGCAGCGGUUGUUGCAUAAGCCUGGGCUUCCUUUCAACAGUCCAGAGUGUGAUCCUUACCGUGCUAGUCUCUUGAGAACGAUUACUUAAAUUUCGCGAAAGCCGAUGUAGUUUUAAUCUCGUCCGGAAAACAAACUUUGAUUGCGCGAGGUCGGUCAAAGUCAAACGCCUGGCCUUCGAAAAUUUGGACGAAAAUGUGUCAUCGGAUUUAACGAUAGGAAGUGAAUCGUCGGAGGACUUUCCCGAGGGCAGCCUAGUCAGGUAGAAUCUAGCGGAUAACUUCGAGGACGAUUAUGAUUAAAUAAUCAGUGAUAAUAAUCAUAGUUCCAUGCACAUCCGAAUUACCAAAGAUUACUAGACGAUAAUAAUGAUAAUGUAAUCUAGGUACGUAUGCAAAGAGGAUGUAUCAUUAGCGGUUAUAUCGAUAAUUAACAAUGGAGUUUCGGGCACUGUCCGACAUAUGGGGUGUUCCAGAAAGAUGUAUACCAGAUGUAUGGGGCAGGCACGUGUCCAAAAAGAACUUGGAAGAAUUCCUCCUUAAUAAACUUUUCAUACCCAAGUGAAUGUUUUUAAUUUUGACGUUUUACUUACAACUUGAAUCAUGCUUAUUUGAAACUUGAAAAUUUAAGCAUUUCUGAAAUGUUCGUUUUUUUUUUUUACAUCUUCGAUCUACCGAGCGUUUAAAAAUUUGAAAAUUGAGGCAUACAAGGAUGGGAAAGAUCUCAAAAAAUCUGAAAAUCUGAUAAAAGGUUUAAAGUUCUCGAAAUAAUUGCAAGACAUUUGAAUAUUUCUAAUUUGUGAGUGUCGAGAAAAUCGAAUCGUGAGUUUUUUGAAUGUUGCCUAAAUUGUACGUUCUAUGAAACAUAUCAACGCACUCUAAUUAUUGUAAAACGUCGUAUGCAACUGUUUAGAACACCCUAUAGGUUGUCGCAAGGGCCGUUCAAAUUAAAUAAAGACUCGCCCAUGUACGGACACACGUACAUUACAUGUGCAAUCACGUAGGGAAAUUAUUUAAUUUGUCCUCAUUGAUUUUAUACGAGACUUCGCGCGCGACUUUUAUCAGCUUCGCGCUGUUAUCAAUUGGCCGAGGAUAAUCAGUUAAAUACUCAUUAAUUGAACUUACAUAAUUAGACGUUGAUAAUUUACGAUGAUCGAUAUGUUAACUUAUUUAUUUGUUAUUUGAUAUAAAAGUUAUCAAGUAACAACCUUCGAUUGGCAGCAGUCGGUCGUAAAAGAGAUAUAAUCUUGCGAAAUUAUUUUUUGCAAAAAUCGCAAGAGAGAAUUUGAUUGCGAUAAACAAAAUUAUGCGAAGCUCGAUAAAAAUUUAGGCGAGUGUCUACGAAUUUUAUAUUAGCGGCGUAAACGUACGAAAGUUUUUCGUAAAAAAAGAAGAAAAGGGAAAAAAAACGGCGUUCCUCUGCUCGUGCCAAAGAACUUAGCUAAGGAAGAAAAAUUUUUUAACGAGCUGCUGGAAUUCAAAGGGCAUAAUAUAUUUUUGCAAACCGCGGUCCGGAUUAUCGCGUGCCAUUCGGAGGAUGAGAGAGAUUUCGCCUUGAUCGAGCCUUUCACAUUAUGCGUUCUUGCAUUCACGUUUCCCCUCCAAAUCACAUCGUCUUUGAAUUCGAGCAGUACGAGGCGCACACAUACACACGUAUUUUGACGCAAGUUUCACGCAAUCCCGCGCACGUGGUUGCGUAAUGAAGAUUAGAUUGUCGCGAGUACGCGAAACUUUGAUCAAAUUGAACCUCUUGGGCAUAUGUUGCGCGUCAUAUAGGAAACUAUUUAUUUAAUAUAUUUGUUUUAAUUUAAAUCUAAUAUAUUUCUUGUAACAUCGAAAUAUGAGGAGUUUGAAAUGUUGGGAAAUUAUUCGCGUUAAUCAUUGACGAUUUCUUUUUUUUGUUAAUUAAUCAAUCUUUUCUAGUUCUUCUUUCGGUCAUUGAUAAAGGGGUCAUUACGCAAAAAGAGGCCUUUGCAUUUUUGUUUUAUAUUUUUAACAUUUAAUCUGAAACUGUGUGCUUCAAGAUAUCAGCAAAAUUUUGCGAAAACUUGAAACUUAUAUUUUGCGUUAAUUAUAAUAGAUAGCCAAUACUUCAAUAUUAAUUUAAUAAGAAAGGAGAAACUUACAGUGUCCUUUAAAAAAAUUUAAUAACAUUCCAGAAGAAAAUAGCAUUUCGUCCUUUCUUUGUCUAUUUUAUAGAUUGUUAUAUUUAUUUAUUUUUAUUUUAAGUGAAAUAAGGUGAGCCCAAAUUGAAAUAAAGUGAGUCCAAAUACUUUACGGGCAUCCUUCAUGACGUAUCUUGUCACAUAAUGCUCGGCAGGGAAAAUCGAUAGAUCGCACGUUAGGUAUGUGUAGCAUAGCGAUCAUUAAGCGUACAUAUUAAAGAGCGAAUCAAUUAUUUCCAACUCUAUAGACAAAUUAAUGUGCUACAUUCGAGUGCAACUAUUAUCGCAUAAUAAAUAGUUACAUACGUCUCGACUCAGA
This is a messenger RNA of Solenopsis invicta (red fire ant), 5315 nucleotides long. Its product is annotated as LIM/homeobox protein Lhx9-like. The record is from RefSeq and is a predicted model, not a curated record. Bases 1417 to 2646 code for a protein of 409 amino acids. NCBI's taxonomy places the organism in Eukaryota, Metazoa, Arthropoda, Insecta, Hymenoptera, Formicidae. Gene Ontology annotation, biological process: neuron differentiation; regulation of transcription by RNA polymerase II. The transcript has 7 exons. Gene Ontology annotation, cellular component: nucleus. Gene Ontology annotation, molecular function: RNA polymerase II transcription regulatory region sequence-specific DNA binding; DNA-binding transcription factor activity, RNA polymerase II-specific.